This is a messenger RNA of Haliotis rufescens (red abalone), 6403 nucleotides long. RefSeq lists its product as uncharacterized. Gene Ontology annotation, biological process: protein phosphorylation; multicellular organism development; positive regulation of kinase activity. Gene Ontology annotation, cellular component: signaling receptor complex. The transcript has 23 exons. NCBI's taxonomy places the organism in Eukaryota, Metazoa, Mollusca, Gastropoda, Lepetellida, Haliotidae. Bases 801 to 4490 code for a protein of 1229 amino acids. The record is from RefSeq and is a predicted model, not a curated record. Gene Ontology annotation, molecular function: protein binding; transmembrane receptor protein tyrosine kinase activity; ATP binding.
UAAAGAGGUGCAUUUCGAGUCGAACGGGAGCAUGAGGAUGAAAUUUAUACCUACUGCUGUUGAAAAUGAAGUUUAUGGAACAGUUAUGGAAAACACCCCGACGCAUGAACCCUUCCAUGGCACCAGCUAAUUGGGAAUAUGACUGAUUUAUGAAUGUGUUGCUUGUGUUUGGAUAAUCGCGAACCAAUUCGAACAAUGUGGAAUGGACUGGUGGGGAUUGAACGGAGUGCUCUGAAACUUGUGUGUUUUGUGUUAAUUUUCAACGUCAGGGUCUGUUAUAUUUGGAGUUUGUGAUUUGUCGUGUGUGCUGUAAUACUUUGCUUAGCUGGUGUUUCUUGUCACCUGAGAUGGGCCUACUGUAUGACCUGAUGCCAGUCUUCGUUUCUGUGCCCCGUCAGCCGCCGCUUCUCGGCCUCAAAUGCACGGAGAAGGUCCGCCAACUCAGAAACCGGAAUGGUAAUUCCGUCUGCAGAUAUUGGGAGUAGUGCACUUUACAGAUCCAAUUAGCGCUGUUGGGGCUUGGCUAAUUAGUGCGUUAAUUGGCCGACGCUCUACCACUGGACCACAAGCGCUAUAACAUGUAAUCAGUGCUCGUUUAACGGUAAACAGUUACAUGCGCAUGCGUGUGACAUCACGGUCCGCCCUCCCAUUAGUCUUUUUUUUGGAAACCACACCCGCCAUUGUUUAUGUCAACAUGACCGACCAAUCGGAUUAACCGGAUUAACGCUUGAAAAGGCGUGGGGCUAUAUAAGUUUGUAUCAACGCGUUCAUCUCUCAGUGUCUUCUCGGUCGUCGGCAUCAUGACCGACACACAACGCCGACUGGCAAUUUGCUUCCUCGUCGUCACAGCCCUCGCUAGCACAACUUAUGGGGGCUUCUGUCAGACGACCAUCUGCACGACCGAGAGAGUACGUGUGUGUAUCUUCAGGACAUGGGUCGCGUGCUGCGCCUAUAAGACUGUAUGGAAGGCUGUUAUAAGGACGGAACGCUACUGCUGUUCGGGCUACGAGGGCAGUCGCUGUGAUCAGCCUGUCUGUAAUCCUGAGUGCGGCAAAGGUGGCACGUGCAUUAACCCGGGCAACUGCGCAUGCCGAGCUGGUUACACUGGUCCGAGUUGUCGAGGAACUGAAGCCUGCUCUCACCGAUCCCCGUGCUUCCCAGGAAUCUGCUCCGGAAAUUGCACUUGCCAGUCAGGAUUCACACAAAAGACCUGCUUGACAUUGAGGGACCAAGCACCUAGGAUCUGGCAAUGCCGCGCUCACCUUGAAAGUCGAAAAGUGUCCGAGAAUCCAGCUCUCAAUGGAAUGGUCAUGUACGAAUUCAUCACCGAUUCCUCCAACCCUGAUAUCGACACAGUGGACGUCAUUUGGUCCAACCAAGUUGGAUUUAAUUAUUUACAGAUAGACGGGGCAGCUCAAUUUGACACAAAGAUAAAGCACCCACAACCUGCCUAUGUGAGAAACUCAUCAUUUGGCGUGACCAGUGCCGUGGCAAGGGUCCUGCACACAAAGAUAGCCACAGACACUGGUGACAGAUACACGUCCAAGGCGGAGAACUACACUUGUGAGCAGAGGGAUGGAAGGGGCGUGGCCACAGUCGAAUAUUGGAACUGCACGUCGAAAGAGCCGAGGUUUGACCGGUCCAUCAAUAAUGCGGAUGAGAUUGAAGUGACCCUGACCUUCACCAGUGGGGGACGCAGGGAGCUGGUCAACCAGGAAACUGGAAUUUUCUUCAAGAACGAGGACUACACUCAGCUGACUUCAUCAAAGACGCUCAUGUUCAAGUUCGACCUGAAUAAACCUGAACACUGCUACAGUCAACCGUCCUGCCGUACAUCACCACUACACAUAGACAGGGAUAUUACACGAACUCCAGUCGCAAUUACUUGGGGUGGCUGGACGGACGAUCUGUCUGGUAUGCACCGCUAUGCAUGGGAGGUGUUCCGACUUGACAUCAUCACCGCGGACAGCAAGCUGGGGGAGAAGACGCCCCUCGAACCCCUCAUCAAUAGGGAGUGGCUGGCAGCUAACGGCACCCCCCGGGUGGAGUAUCCCCCGCCUACACCCGGCAUGUACUCCGUCAUCUUGGAGGCCUCGGACCGAGCCAACAACUCGCGGUACGCCCGGCGACUGUUUCUGUACGACAACGUCUCCAACGUCACCACCAGCGACAACGACCCGCUGUUCAUAUCUAGCGCUGCAGCAGACACUGGUCACACGUGGCAGGCGAACCUCGACGCCGACGUUGUCGUGGAAUGGGGAGGACACUUCGCUAACGACGUUCACGACAAGGGCAAAUUUUUGAACGCAGUGCUGAGGUACCCCACUCAGUUUGCAGACAUCGAAAAAGAAGUCGGCUCUUCCAGUCGGUUCACUCUCAAAGGUGUAACGUUCGAUGACGAUGAAGGGGAGAGAACUCGUGCUGCAAUCCCCAAUGUCCGCGGUAUUGUGAAGUUUGAAGUGUCCUAUGGUCGGGACCAUGCCGGGGGGUCCACAUUAUCCUCCCCAAAAACAUGGAGCCAGGUACAACCAGUUGGGGAAAGAUUUGUGAUUAGAAAUGAAAACCGAAUCAACGGUGACAGUAUCCGUGUUUGGGUGCGGGCGACGGACAUUAUCAAUAAUACGAAGAUAGAUAGCACACUGGUCAGCUUUGAUAACUCCAAUCCAGUUGUCAAGCUGCAAGAAUUGGAAAAAAAUGUGCAGAAUGGGACGUACCAUUACUCAUCUCUCGUGCCCCUGACGGCUAUAGAUGACGACAGCGGACUGUGGGAGGUCACCUGGCGUCUUGUACGGAACAGCACGGGGAAGGUGGCGCGCAAAGGGACGCUGGAUCGGACACAGUACACACUGAAUAAAGCCGAGUACGACGCAGAUCCCGCGUUAGGCCGCUGCACGUCAUCCAACGACUGCUUCCGCAGCACCGUCAGCAUCCCCAUCAACCAUUGCUGGCUGAGGGUGGAGAAGGAGAGUAUCGCUACAGAGGUCAUAACCCUGACGGUCAAGGUCACCAACCCCGCCAUGCUCAGCACGACAAGCUCUCUCCAGAUAACGAACAUCAACAGUUUCAGUGGAAUAGGUGAAUACGCUCCCCCACAUGAUGUGCGAGUUAUCCGGGGCGGAUACAACACGGUCCGCAUCUCCUGGACCAACUCCCCCAGCUGCUACAACGUCAGCGAACUGUGGAUCAACUACACGGGGGCGGCCGUCAAGGAGAAGAUCCAUCGUCUCAACACCUUCUACGACCUGACCGGUCUCCAGCCCGAGACUAACUACACGGCCCAUCUUAUAAAUGGAUACGGCGGGGAGAUGAGUGACUCGGUGGCGUUCCAAUUUAGGACAGGACCGGCCCCCGAGUUCUCAGGCCUCACUGCUGGGGGCAAGGCGGGCGUGGCGAUCAGUGUUAUCCUGCUGGUGGCGAUCGCGGUCGCCGUGUUCCUUCUGUGGCAUCUCGGCAUCCUGGCCAUCAUUGUGGGCAAGAAGGAAGCCAAGCCUCGCGGCAAAGCUGCUGUCGCCUUCGCCCGGAUGUCCAGAAAGGUACGAGGCAAGGCCGUUGAUGACGACAUCUAUGUGUACGGUGGCAACGACUACGACAUCCCGAUAGGAACGCAGCUGUCUUCAGAGAGACUGACACUCGACACGCUGAUCACCGAGGGCAAGUUCGCCAAGAUAUACAAGGCCACCCUGUCACGUGCAGGCAAUGACGCGGAGACUGUCGUGGCUAAGAUGCUGAAAGAGAACUAUGAUGACGAAGACAUCCAGCUGAUGAAAGGCAAGAUCCUCUAUUACCUGAAUGAGGUGGGCGAGCACCGCAACAUCCUGAGAAUGGUUGGCGCUGUCGUAGACAACGAAGUUUGGGGUCCGGUGAUGGUGCUGGAGUACUGUGAGAUGGGACCCAUGCGGACCUGGCUGGUCCAGCAGAAGGGGUCAGUGAGUGAUGACGUUCUGGAGCGGAUGUUUCAGUUGGCGCAUGGAGUCGUUCAAGGAAUGGCGUACUUGGCUCAAGUUGGGAUCGUACACCGGCGGUUGGCGGCGAGGAACAUCCUGCUCACCUUUCUGCUGGACGUGAGAAUCUCCGGGUUUGGCCCCACCAUCAUGACGGACGGGGCAGAGGACGAGGCGGCGGACACCAGCAGGAGGGAGCGCAUCCCACUCCGAUGGAUGGCCCCUGAGUGUUUCAAGUCCACCAAAGACGCUUCAGAGAAGAGUGACGUGUGGUCCUUUGGUGUGGUGCUGUGGGAGAUCUUCUCCCUGGGUGACAACCCUUAUCCUGGUUUGAAGACGAGCGAGUUGCCGCUAAAGGUCAAGGCCGGUCACAGAAUGAAACGACCAGAGUUCGCUGACGACACGAACUACGGUAUGAUGCAGCAGUGCUGGGAGCAGGAUCCGAGGCAGAGACCGAGGUUCAAGGAACUCGAGAAAUCCUACAACAAACUCAUGAAAGGUGGCGACAACGACAAUAGCUACUCCUUGUACUCCAACUACAAGCGUUAGGGCAGGGACCUACACACAGAACAUGCUUCAUGUUCAUUGUUAGUUUAUCUCUGAUGUCCUCUCGAUCCUUGAUGGUAUCACUUUGAUCCCUAAUAUCCUCCCUUUGAUCCUUGAUGCCCUCUCCUUGAUCCCUAAUAUCCUCCCUAUGAUCCUUGAUGCCCUCUCCUUUAUCCCUAAUAUGCUCCCUUUGAUCUCCUUUAUCCCUAAUAUAUUCUCCCUUUGACCUACUUGAUCCCUAAUAUGCUCCCUUUGAUCUCCUUGAUCCCCAAUAUCCCCCCUUUGAUCCCUUAUGCCCUCUCCUUGAUCCCUAAUAUCCUCCCUUUGAUCCCUUAUGCCCUCUCCUUGAUCCCUAAUACCCCCCUUUGAUCCCUGAUGCCCUCUCCUUGAUCCCUAAUAUCCUCCCUUCGAUCCCUGAUGCCCUCUCCUUGAUCCCUAAUAUCCCCCCUAUGAUCCCUGAUGCCCUCUCCUUGGUCCCUAAUAUCCCCCCUUUGAUCCCUGAUGCCUUCUCCCUGAAACAUUGGAAUGCCUGAUAAGUGAGCAGUUACAUAAUAUGUAAUACUGAGCGUUUUUUAAAUUAUGUGAGGCUUGUUAAUGUUUUUGUCUAUUUUUGUUUGUUGUUCAACGCCGCACUCAGCAAUAUUCCAGCUUAGGACAGCGGUCUGUAAAUAAUCGAGUCAGGACCUCCCGACCCCGUCAGUCGCCUCUCACGACAGCAUAGUCGCCUGUUACGGCAGGCAUGGGUUGCUGAAGACCUAUACUAACCCGAAUCUUCACGGGUUGUAAAUUGGUAAAUGUAUAUUGAUUCGUCCGUAACAACAAAAGCAAUGUCAACGUGUUGCCUCAUUGCUUUUUGAGCAUAUCCCUUCGAUUUUAGAUCAAUCUAUCGAUUCUAGAUCAUCACAUCGAUUCUACAUCAAUCUUUCGACGUCGUUUGUGUAUCUGUGAUGGGAUGUGGUCCUGUGCACGACGCAACGGUCACAAUAGGGAGAAGUUCCACGUCGGUGGCGGGGAGAAGGGGGGAUGGGUGACCAUGGUGACCUACAUUGAAGCACGUGUGACACGUGUGGUGUCGCCUAAGGCAAGUGACUUUGUUCGCAGUAGGCCUCUGUUCACCCAGCAAUAAAGGGGUACCCGGUAGGACAAGAUGGUAAUGUGGAUGUUAACCUUCGAGCGCCUCAUAGGCAGUUUGGGUUGUAUACUCCCCAGGGAGCUGCAGCUGGGAAUGACAUUCGAGUGCACGUUGAUCCAGUGACUGGGGAAGUAAUAUUGUGUGGCGCCGCUGAGUAGCUAUCUGAGUUGGAAGUCGGGCGCUUUAUUAAGGCAUGAUAUUAAUAUUAGGAUAUUCCAUUCACAUGCACAUAAAUGCGCAUAAUACACACCUAUACAUGUCUAUGUCUAUUCAGAUGACAUCAACUCAGUUAUUUUACCCGCAACCCUUCUUAUUCAUUAUUCUUUUCGCUUCCCCGCCAAUGUACAUUUACUUUCAUAAUUUCGCUUUGAGUUAACCGAUAUAUUAUGUCUUCUGUUAUAAAGUUCAUUUAUGUGUUGAAUGUGUGCUGCUGAAUAUGCAGGCAAACGUUAUCAUCUGUAAGUAAAUGAAACAUAUUUUGUUUUCAAGUCAUGUCAUUGUUCGUCACCUACAGUGCUUGUCCUCAAGCAUGUGCAGUACAAAUGUUGCAGGUUAAAAAACUGAUAACUUAUUUGGACUUUCAUUGUAUCACUGCUGUAUGUGUGAUGCUUUGUUUUUUAUGCCAUUCCACUUGGCACCACCUGAUUACUGGAGAGUCUAUAUCAUUGCUGGUAAGAAUAACGCAAGUUGCUGCUUCUAGUUGCCGUGUCGUCUUAAGGUUAUCGCUGCUUGUGCAAUACUAACUGUGCUUGUGUUUGCUUGAAUAAAAUUUGUGUACAAAUAA